CUCGCGAUAUGGGAUACAGCAGGACAGGAGCGCUUUAGAACACUGACUCCCAGUUAUUACCGAGGAGCUCAAGGAGUUGUUUUAGUGUAUGAUGUUACAAGAAAAGACACAUUCACAGGACUAGACAGCUGGCUGAAUGAGCUGGAAAUUUAUACCUCCAAAAACAGCAAUGUGAAGAUGUUAGUUGGCAAUAAAACCGAUAAGGAGCCUGAUCGGGAAGUAGAGAGAAGAGAAGGACUCCAGUUUGCUAGGAAACGCCAACUGCUUUUUAUAGAGACCAGCGCCAAGACACAGGAUGGGGUGCAACAUGCCUUUGAGGAACUAGCCAUAAAGAUCCUGCAGACCCCAGGUGUUUGGGAUAGGAAUGCAGAGAAGCAGCGAAUGCAGCUAACUGGAGCCUCAGCACAGCGGGAUAAAAGCUUCUGUGCUGUGUACUGUCCACUCGCUUAG
This is a messenger RNA of Nestor notabilis (Kea), 450 nucleotides long. RefSeq names its product ras-related protein Rab-18-B-like. Lineage: Eukaryota; Metazoa; Chordata; Aves; Psittaciformes; Psittacidae. Gene Ontology annotation, molecular function: GTPase activity; GTP binding. The record is from RefSeq and is a predicted model, not a curated record. The transcript has 6 exons. The annotation marks the transcript as partial.